Gadus chalcogrammus (walleye pollock) is the source of this 2303-nucleotide messenger RNA. RefSeq lists its product as uncharacterized. Gene Ontology annotation, molecular function: cytokine activity. The transcript has 3 exons. Gene Ontology annotation, biological process: inflammatory response; immune response. Bases 81 to 611 code for a protein of 176 amino acids. The record is from RefSeq and is a predicted model, not a curated record. NCBI's taxonomy places the organism in Eukaryota, Metazoa, Chordata, Actinopteri, Gadiformes, Gadidae.
AGAAGGUCACACAGAGUUUCGGUUCUCAUUCAUGUCAUCGUCUUCAUUUUGUAGAUGUUUAUGAGUUUGUGUCCAGCGUGAUGAAUAUGUUAAGAUUUACAGUUCCAUGCAGAGAGGGCAGAUUCACGACGCUCAAAGAGAAAAAAAACAUUUCUCUUGAGACCGUUGAUUCCCAGCGAUACCUCCGGAGCCUCAGCAAGGAGAACAUGCCGUUUGCUUCCCCCAAUCCAGAGAGAAUGACCAUACACUUCUACAAGGCCAACCAGACCGACAAGAACUUCAGAGGCAUGCCGGUGGUCCUCAACUUCACCGACUCCAAGAGCUUCCUCAAAUGCAGCAGACAGGACGAGGGGGCCAUCCUGCGAGUGGAGGCCUGUGACAAGCGUCGGCUGAGGCUGAUCUGCCAGCAGGAUGAGGCAGCCCUCGCCUUCCUCUUCUACAUGAAGGGGACGAUGAGCGGACAGCACCAGUUUGAGUCUGCCCUGUGCGAGAGCUGGUUCAUCCAGGUGUUGCACCAGGAAACCGUGCAAGUCACCCAUCAGCCGGCCAGUCGGCCAGCCAUGGAGGAAGACCCGUCCUUCUACUUUAACAUUCAUAGUUAUAGCAAUUGACCUAUGGUAUGACUUGGGAGUUGGAUAAAACUGCUGCGUGUGUAGCCACAUUGCAUGCUUCCUUUUGGCCAAGUUUGGUCCGUUUUAGAGUCACCAAUGGAUAAGUGUUUUGCCUGCACACCAAACACACAUGCACACAUCAACUCAUGCACAUACCUACGAUUUUAAGCACACACACUCACACACGUACACACACACACACACGCGCGCACACGCACAGAAAGACACGUGGCAAGACACACACACACACUGACCACAAAAAUGCAGUAGUGUGUAAUAAAAAGGGGAUCUGGAAAAGGUAGAAUUCUUGUCAAAGACUUCUUUGUCUGCGUGAAAUGUUUGACGUUUUUAUUGAUCAUUAACAACGGGUCAUGCUUUAACAAAGAAUUCUCGAACAUAACAGUUCAGAUAGCACAAACUUAUCAGAGAACACAAGGGGCUAUAGGUAACAAAUGUAAAAAAUCAUAAAAUGGCCACGAUUACAAUGCUACAGCCAGUUAGUUCUCGUUUCAAAUUUCCGUUUGAGGUCAAAUGUUUGUUUUUGUUAUGUCUGUUACGAGUGACAAUUCCCAGAGUACCUUGGGUGGCCAGAUAUGAAAGAAAUGGCACACAAACACAGCAUGCUGCAGCAAUGGAAGCAAGCACACAAACUUAAUGGAUUAACUGAGAUUGUACUAGAUUCCCCCAACCUUGAAAGCAUUGCUUGCUUCCGAAAAAGCUCUAGAGUUGCAUUUGAAAAAUAAUAGGUGCUUAAAUUGAUUUCAAGACAGUUUCUAAUUUGCAAACAAUAAAUAAAUUGCAAACCUUUACGUUAGCUGAUCAACUAACAGUGUCGGACAUGUUCUUGCUUGUUUUUCUCAUAAUAUAAUAAUUGCGCCCGUCUCAAACUAUAAUGAUGCACUCUUUUUGUACUGCGCUGGUGUUACUUCAGUUCCCUCAACCUGGCAACCCAUGUAGUAUUAAUUUUAAACGCUCUGUGUCAAUGUGAUGUAUUGUACCUUUAAGAGUUUAUUACCUGCCAUAUAUAUUUAUAGACUUAUAUUCUUCAAUAUUUUUUCCUUUUUAUUUUUGCCCUGUAAUAUUAGUAAGAAAAUACUUAAAAAAUAAGGGCAGAGAAUAAAACACCGUUGAAGGUCAUACACAAACAAAACAAAAUUGCAUUCACAUCACAAAUGAGUUCAAAUCAGACCCCCUCAAUGGAAAAAUCUGGUCUUUCUGCAUGGAAUUAUCCAGCUCCCACUCAUCGCGUGUUAUAACACACUGCCGUCUUUAUACAUAUAAACACUCUGAGAGGACAGAGGCCGGCGCCUUCUAACCCACGCCAGAAAAUGAUGUCACCUUCAUGUCGUCUGGAGGCUGUGGCGGUGCCCUCAGAGACCAGUGUUCUCUGCCUCGUCGGUCUGAUAGGACAGGUUGGUUAGGCCCGUAGCUUGUGGUGUGUAGGGGUUUUCCACCUCCUUGCUCUCCGGCUGUUGGCUGAGAACAAGAACACCAAUGUUAUUGCCUUACUGCUAGAGGUGCCUGUGUCUGUGUGUGUGUGUGUGUGUGUGUGUGUGUGUGUGUGUGUGUGUGUGUGUGUGUGUGUGUGUGUGUGUGUGUGUGUGUGUGUGUGUGUGUGUGUGUGUGUGUGUGCAUAUGUGUGUGUAUUGAUGCUUUGUGUGUUUGUGUGUUUGUUUGUUUGGGUGUGAGUGU